Messenger RNA from Scomber scombrus (Atlantic mackerel), 2829 nucleotides. RefSeq names its product GTPase IMAP family member 8-like. Gene Ontology annotation, molecular function: GTP binding. The transcript is spliced from 4 exons. NCBI's taxonomy places the organism in Eukaryota, Metazoa, Chordata, Actinopteri, Scombriformes, Scombridae. Bases 1 to 2829 code for a protein of 942 amino acids. The record is from RefSeq and is a predicted model, not a curated record.
AUGGGGAACCAACAUGGAAACUCUGCGGACAAGUCAAUCAGGAUUGUGAUGCUGGGGAAGACUGGAGUUGGGAAGAGCGCCACAGGAAACACCAUUCUGGGAAAACAGAGCUUUAAAUCUGAGUUCUGCCCUGAAUCUUUGACACAAUGCUGUGAAAAGGCUGAGUGUGAGGUGGGUGGACAAAAGAUUGCUGUUAUUGACACUCCAUGCCUGUUUAAGACCAGGAACACUGAAGAGAAAACAAAUGAAGAUAUUACCCAGUGCAUUUCUCAUGCUUCUCCUGGACCUCAUAUCUUCCUGAUCGUCAUCCGACUGGGCACAUUCACAGAGGAAGAAAAACAAAUGAAGCAGAAGAUUCAGGAAAUCUUUGGAGAGGAAGCCAAUAAAUACAGCAUGGUUCUCUUUACCCAUGGUGACAAGCUCAAAGGGAAACCUAUCGAGGAGUUCUUAAAGAACAGCAAAGAUCUGCAGGAACUUGUUGACAAAUGUAACGGCCAGUACCACGUGAUCAAUAAUAAGGGCCGAUUUCAGCGCAAUAAGCUGCUUGAGAAGAUCAGAAAUAUAAAAGAACAGAAUGGAGUAAACUUCUACACCACUGAAAUGUUCCAAAAGGCAGAGAGAGCAAUUGAAGAGGAGAAACAACGAAUCCUGAAAGAGAAAGAAGAGCAAAACCGCAAAGAGCAGGAAGAACUGAGGAAGGAAAUAAUGAAUGACAUUCAUCCUCCCGCAGCUUUCAACAAUGAUGAGUCAAUCAGGAUUGUGAUGGUGGGGAAGACUGGAGCUGGGAAGAGCGCCACAGGAAACACUAUUCUGGGAGAAACAAACUUUAAAUCUGAGUUAUCCCCUAAAUCUGUGACACAACACUGUCAAAAGGCUUAUGGUAAGGUGGAUGGACAAUGGGUUGCUGUUAUCGACACUCCGGGCCUGUUUUACACUGAAGAGGAAACAGAUAAAGAUAUUGUCCAGAGCAUUGCUUAUGCUUCUCCAGGACCUCAUAUCUUCCUGGUUGUCAUCAAACUGGGCAGAUACACAGAGGAAGAAAAGCAAACAGUGCAGAAGAUUCAGGAAACCUUUGGUGAGGAAGCCGACAAAUACAUCAUGGUUCUCUUUACCCAUGGUGACCAGCUCAAAGGGAAAUCUAUCGAGAAGUUCUUGAAGGACAACAAAGAACUGAAGGAACUUGUGGGCAAAUGUAACAACCAGUACCACGUGUUCAAUAAUGAGAUGGAGGAUCGUUCUCAGGUCAGCGAGCUGCUCGAGAAGAUCAGAAAUAUAAAAGAACAGAAUGGAGGAAGCGUUGACACCACCGCAUUGUUACAAAAGACAGUGAAAGCGCUUAGAGAGGACAAACAACAAAUCCUGAAAGAGAGAAAAGAACAAAUCCGCAAAGAGCAGGAGAAGGAUCAGAAACAGUCAAGUGAAGUUCAUCCUGAUUUUUCAGCCUCCAGGUCUACACCUCCAACAGUCUACAACAAUGAGCAGAUCAGAAUUGUGAUGGUGGGGAAGACUGGAGUUGGGAAGAGCGCCUCAGGAAACACCAUUCUGGGACAAAAGUGGUUUAAAUCUAAGUUCUCCCCUAAAUCUGUGACUGCAGACUGUGAAAAGGCUCUUGAUGAGGUGGAUGGACAAAAGGUUGCUGUUAUUGACACUCCAGGUCUGUUUGACACCAAGAACACUGAAGAGAAAACACAUGAAGAUCUUGUCCAGUGCCUUACUUAUGCUUCUCCUGGACCUCAUAUCUUCCUGGUCGUAAUCAGACUGGGCAGAUUCACAGAGGAAGAAAAGCAAACAGUGCAGAAAAUUCAGAAAAUCUUUGGUGAGGAAGCCAACAAAUACAGCAUGGUUCUCUUUACCCAUGGAGACCAGCUCAAAGAGAAACCUAUCGAGGAGUUCUUGAAAAACAGCGAAGAUCUGAAGGAACUUGUGGCCAAAUGCAACGGCCAGUAUCACGUGUUCAAUAAUGAGGUGAAGGAUCGUUCUCAGGUCAGCGAGCUGCUCGAGAAGAUUAAAAAUAUAAAUAAACAGAAUGGAGGAUACUACUACACAACUGAAAUGUUCCAAAAAGCAGAGAGAGCGAUUGAAGAGGAGAAACAACGAAUCCUGAAAGAGAGAGAAGUGCAAAACCGCAAAGAGCUGGAGGAACUGAUGAAGAAAAUAGAGGAAAAGUGUCAGCAACAGAUGAGGGAGGAGAAGGCUGACAGGAAGAGGGAGAAUGAGUUGAGGGAUGCUCAUGAAAAAGAAAAGGAGGAAGAAAUGAAAAAACUGCAACAAAAACAGGAAGAGCUGGCCAGACAGUUAGCUGAGAGAAAAAAAUCAUUAAUCCAUCAGAUAGGUGCAGCACUAGUUUGGGGCCUGAGGAACCACCUCCAGAUCAAUGCGGGGAAGACCAAAGAGCUGGUGGUGGAUUUCCGCAGGCAGAGACACUGCCUGACACCGGUGAACAUCCAGGGAACUGACAUUGAGAUGGUGACAUCUUAUAAGUACCUGGGUGUUCACCUGAACAAUAAACUGAAUUGGACAGAUAACACCAACACACUUUAUAAGAAGGGCCAGAGCAGACUCUACCUGCUCAGGACACUGAGGUCUUUUGGAGUGCAGGGGGCACUCGUGAAGACCUUCUUUGACACUGUGGUGGCAUCAGCGAUCUUUAAUGGGGGGGUCAACUGGAGCAGCAGCAUCUCGGCGGCGGACAGGAGGAGACUGGACAAACUCAUUAAGAAGGCCAGCUCUGUCCUGGAAUGCACCCUCAACCCGGUGGAGGUGCAAUUACAGUCGAGUCUCUCCAAUGUCCAAAUUCACGGAUUUGAUUGGCUGAUUAGCGUCACGUGA